This is a messenger RNA of Camellia sinensis, 2734 nucleotides long. It is a transcript of the gene HYP1, whose product is annotated as hyperosmolality-gated Ca2+ permeable channel 2.3. The record is from RefSeq and is a predicted model, not a curated record. Gene Ontology annotation, molecular function: calcium-activated cation channel activity. Gene Ontology annotation, cellular component: plasma membrane. NCBI's taxonomy places the organism in Eukaryota, Viridiplantae, Streptophyta, Magnoliopsida, Ericales, Theaceae.
CUCGGUUGUGCUUAUCACAGUAGAAAUAUCCUUCAGCUUUUGUUCAAAAAAAAAUAUCCUUCAGCUUCACUUCCCCACUCAUCAGUUGAAGUUCAUCACUGCUUACUUACUUUCCCAUUUCAAAUGCUUCAAUUCCAGAUCCAUAUUCUAAAUCCAGCUUUUAUACUAGGUUAUUGAUUUUGGGCACCUUUGAAUUCCUUCUGCCGGUGCAGUUGAAUUGAUGGGAUUGAGGAAGUGAUAAAGAGUUGAUAAUUGCACUCAUCUGAAGGAAUGAUUCUCUCUGCUCUUUUAACUUCUGUUGGAAUCAAUCUUGGCCUUUGUUUAUUAUUUUUUACUUUAUAUUCUAUAUUGAGGAAGCAGCCCAGUAAUGCCAUUGUUUAUGAACCACGCUGGGUUGCUGAAGAAAAAUCUGAGCAGAGAAGUCAGUUCAGCUUUGAAAGGUUAUUACCUUCUUCUGGUUGGGUGAGAAGGGCAUGGCAGCUCUCAGAAGAAGAACUAUUGUCAAUCUCUGGUUUGGAUGCUGUAGUCUUCAUGCGUAUUUUUAUCUUUAGCUUGAAAGUGUUUGCUUUUGCUGGGACUAUUGGUGUUUUUAUUCUUCUUCCUAUUAAUUAUCUGGGGGAUUUUUCUGACUUGGCAAACAAGUCCUUGGAUUCGUUCAGCAUUUCAAAUGUCACUAGUGGAUCAAACAGGUUAUGGAUUCACUUUUGUGCUGUUUAUGUUUUCACGGCAUUUGUCUGCUAUCUUCUUUAUUUUGAGUUUAACUAUAUUUCAUCAAAAAGGAUUGCCUAUUUCUAUGCAUCCAAACCUCAGCCACAUCAGUUUACUAUAUUAGUAAGAAGUAUCCCCGUCUCAUCCGGGAUCAGCGUCACUGAAAGUGUUCAAAACUUUUUUACAGAGUAUCAUUCUUCCACGUAUCUCUCGCAUUCAGUGGUUCGUCAAUCAGGCAAACUUCAGCAGCUACUUAGUGAUGCAGAUAAAUUGAAUAGGAGGCUUGUUCGCUUGAAGUCAACAAACCGUGCUCGAGAAAGGUUGAGGCGUGAUGGCUUUUUGGGAUUGUUUGGACACAAGGUUGAUCUUUUAGAUUACCAUGAAAAGAAGCUACAAGACUUGGAAGAUAACAUGCGGAUAGAGCAAUCUUCACUGGUGGGAAAGGAAGUUCCGGCUGCCUUUGUGUCUUUCAAGUCGCGUUAUGGUGCUGCAGUAGCUUUGCACAUCCAACAAAGGGUCAAUCCGACCGAGUGGGUUGCUGAGCCAGCUCCUGAGCCUCAGGAUGUUCACUGGCCCUUCUUUUCUGCAUCAUUCAUAAAAAGAUGGAUUUGCAAGUUCGUGGUUGUUGUCACAUAUAUUUCUAUUACAGUUCUAUUCCUUAUUCCAGUUUUCAUAGUGCAGGGUCUUACUAAUCUGUCUCAGUUGGAGACCUGGUUCCCUAUUCUGGAAGGCAUACUGAGUAUAGCAUUCGUCAGCGAAGUGAUUACAGGAUAUCUUCCUAGUCUUAUUCUCCAGAUGUUUCUAUUGUUUGUGCCACCCGUUAUGUUGAUGCUUUCUUCCAUCCAAGGGCAUAUUGCAUUCAGCCGGAUAGAAAAAAGCUCAUGUUUCAAGUUAUUGGGGUUUACCAUAUGGAAUGUAUUCUUCGCAAAUGUACUGUCUGGAUCAGCUCUCUACCAGGUUAAUGUCUUCCUAGAGCCCAAGGAAAUUCCUCGUGUAUUAGCUGAAGCUGUUCCAGCACAGGCUUCCUUUUUUAUUGCAUAUGUUGUGACAUCUGGCUGGACGGGCACAUCUAACGAACUUGUUCGACUGUUUCCCCUCAUCUGCAAUUUUAUAAAAAGAAGAUUGUCAGGAAAAGAUGGUGAUGAUUUUGAGGUGCCUUCAAUUCCUUACCACAGUCAAAUUCCCAAGAUUGCCUUUUUUGGACUUCUUGGUGUAACAUACUUCAUCCUUGCACCCCUAAUUCUUCCAUUUAUCUUGGUUUACUUCUGCCUAGGGUACAUCAUCUACCGUAAUCAGCUAUUGAAUGUUUAUGCACCCAAGUUUGAGACUGGUGGAAAGUUUUGGCCAGUAGUACACGGUUCAACAAUAUUUUCCCUGAUAUUGAUGCAAAUUAUUGCCAUUGGAAUAUUUGGGCUGAAGGAACUUCCCCUAGCAUCCGGCUUUUGUGUUCCUCUUCCAGUUCUCACUCUUAUAUUCAAUGACUAUUGCCAGAAACGUUUUCUACCCAUAUUCCAGGCUUAUUCUGCUGAGUGUUUGAUAAAGAAAGAUCGUGAUGAUCAGAAUGAUCCUUCAAUGGUCGAGUUCCUCAACGAAUUAGUCACUGCAUAUCGUGAUCCGGUUCUGAUGCCGAUUCAAUAUUCUGGAAGAAAUGAUAGAAACACUUCUCUCCUUCAUGCUGCUGAAGUUUGAAGUUGGAGGUGCAAGCUUGGAUUUGAGGAACAUAUAUCUCCAUGAGUUUGGGGUUAUGCAUCAGUUCUCAUGUUUUCUAUCAUUGUGGUGAGAGACUCAUAGGACCAACAAUGAAGUUGGUAACAAAUUGGAACUCGAUCAGUACCUUGUACCAAUGGUGAACAUCAGCAUUGUAGAUUUUGGCUUUACUAGCAUUUUAUCUGGAUUGUGUUUUUGUCAUAAAAGAACUUUUUUUUCAGGUUUUUAGUUGUAAUAACUUUUACAUAUGGCUCCAAUUUUGAGACUCAAAUGGAAUUCCUGAUUAAACUAUAAUGUUAUACUGCCUGAAUUCUUGUCA